GCCGCUGUGCUGCUGGCUUAGCUCGGACGUGCUGUGAGCCUUCAGUUCCGCAGACCUGACCAUGUCUCACAUCAGGUCCGCCUUCCCCCUGCCCAGCGACGCCCCCUCCAGCCUGGAGAGCCGGAGAACGCUGAAAACUCCCUCCUCGACUUCCAAAGAGGAGCUGGUGCUCCCAGAACUGAAGGAGAAGAGCAUGGAGGUGGCCCGUUCCAGACCCUUCCCUCCCCCGCUUCAGAAUGACUCCAUCCCGGGGGAGAUUCUGCAGUCUCUCACCGCCACCGCCAACGCGGGACCCUGUCCCGAGUACCUCCUGCCGUCCAAGAAGCUGAAGCCCCCCCAGGGUAUCCUGGCUCGGAAGGCGGAUGCUGUCUGGCAACAUCCCCUUAGAAGGACUAAACUCAAGUACAUGCUUGACCAACCCAUUUCCCUCAGCGGUGCUGGAAGGGAUAUUUCUUUUCUGUACGAUGUGAAGUACGUGAAGGGGGAAGCCAGAGAGAAGGUCCUGUGCCCGCCUCAGUCCCAGCACUCACUGCAACCAUCCGAGGGUGCCAUGGUGCCCCACAAGCACCAUCAUCGCUCCAGACCGUCAUCAUCAAAAGUCAAAAUCGUCGAGGAUUACCACGAGCUGUACUCGAUGCAGAGACAGCGGCUGGAGAACUGCAUCAAAGACCUGAUGUCCGAGAGGGACACGUGGAGCAUGGCCGCCUACGACCUGGCCCUCAAGUUAAUUUCAAGAAAUCAUGUCGUACUGGCCAAGACGCUCUACCUGCACGAGAAAAGCUGGCACCAGCACGCGAAGCACUUCAUCAUCCUGCUGUGCAGCCAGGACACCGCGGACCUGGCGCUACUGCAGAAGUUGACCGGGAGUUGGCGCGCGUCGGCGAGGAAGUUCCUGCAGGAGGUGGAGCAGGAGGAGGCGGGCGCCCGGCGCAGCGUGGAAGCCGUGCAGGGGCCGGCCUGGAGCGCUGGCGGGACGCGCUUCAGUCCAUGUGCUAUGAGCGGAGGGCUGGUCCCCACCAAGCAGGACCUCCUGUCAAUCACGGAAGACUUCAAGGCGUGGCGGAAGAUGCUGUUGGACAUGAAGAACAGCAUCUCGGGGGAGGCGCUGUCCUCCAAGUACGACUCGUUGAGAAUCAUCCGGCACGUGGAGGACAACUGGGUGGACGUCAGCUGCAAGAUCCUAUCCCGCCACCGGGAUCUGACCGGGAAGAUGCCCACGGAGCACAGCAACAUGCAGGACAUCCUCAAGCUCACGGAGCAAUUCCACGGCGAGUUGGAGCUCAGGAUGAGCGGGAACAACGGUGUUUCUUGGGUUCUCUCCAGGAUGAUGAAUACUCUGGAACACUGUUUGUUCAAGAUCAAAGCGUUAACGAAGGCGUCUGAAAUUCUGACUUCGGAGUGCGAGGACCUUUACCAGAGGAUCUGUGAGCUGCUGUCCCAGCUCGAGACCUUCUUCACCGUCCUGGGGAGUGUUUCUGAGGUUUCCGGCCAAUUUUCUGGAUUGGUCCUUCAGAUGGUCAUAUUCAACAUGAUCAAACAGUGGCUUUUGAAGAUGGACACCGAGAUCAAAAACGGCAGCAGCGAACUCCAGCACAGCACGGAGGAACUGCACCUGAGCAUGAUCCGCUGGAUGAUCAACCUGCUCAUCGUGAUGGUGCCGCCCUCCGUGGACCAGGACACGGUGCCCAGGACCGAGGAGGGGCCCGAGAAACGCAGCCUGGGCCUGGCCCAGCUGGAGCUGGAGGCCGUGGAACUCACCAAGCGGCUGUACCGGUUCUGCACCCACCUGACCAGCUGUUGCAAAGGUUUGGUGAUGACUGUCCCCACCAAGGACCUGGCCGAGCUGACCCUGAUGAAGAGAGAGUGCUACGAGUGGAUCCAGUGCUGCGGCUCGCUGCUGUCGGCGCUCAGGUGCUCCCGAGUGAAGCUGCUGAAGUCCGCGGAGAAGGUGGUUCUGCUGGAGGAAGAGAGUAUGGAUGAAGAACUCUUUGAACCUCCAAUAUACAAGCCUCUCAUUGACAUAGACCUGGAGGGAGAGGAAGAGGAGGAGGAAAGUGAGGAGGAGGAGGAAAAAGGGGAGGAGGAGGAGGUGGAGGAGGAGAAAGAAGAAAAAGAGAAAAAAGAAGAGGAACCGUCCACGUUUGCCCAGGAGGAACCGGUCAUUCGAUUCGUGGGCAGAGACGACAAUGUCCACGCGAAGCCUCUGUUUGAAGAACCCAUGCUGACGUCCUGGAGAGACUCGGCCCAGCAAGGGACCCUGGCCCAGAAGUACCUCGAAGCCAUGCACAUCAUUGAGCGUGCGCAGGAAAAGCUCAUGCAAGUGGAGACCCGGGCCAAACAGGCCGAGGAGAACUUUGAGGAGGUGACCCAGAAGCUGCACUGCACCCUCAUGCGGAACCAGGAGCUGGAGCGGGAACUGCAGCUGCACGCCCGGAGGGAAGGAAGGAAAGAAAAAGAAAGAAAGAAAGAAAGAAAGAGAAAGAAAGAAAGAAAGAAAGAAAGAAAG
Messenger RNA from Sorex araneus (European shrew), 2506 nucleotides. It is a transcript of the gene AXDND1, whose product is annotated as axonemal dynein light chain domain containing 1. The annotation marks the transcript as partial. Lineage: Eukaryota; Metazoa; Chordata; Mammalia; Eulipotyphla; Soricidae. The record is from RefSeq and is a predicted model, not a curated record. The transcript has 20 exons.